This is a messenger RNA of Condylura cristata (star-nosed mole), 987 nucleotides long. RefSeq names its product olfactory receptor 7A17-like. NCBI's taxonomy places the organism in Eukaryota, Metazoa, Chordata, Mammalia, Eulipotyphla, Talpidae. Bases 1 to 987 code for a protein of 328 amino acids. Gene Ontology annotation, molecular function: olfactory receptor activity; G protein-coupled receptor activity. Gene Ontology annotation, cellular component: membrane. Gene Ontology annotation, biological process: G protein-coupled receptor signaling pathway. The transcript has a single exon. The record is from RefSeq and is a predicted model, not a curated record.
AUGGAACCAAGGAAUGAGACCCACAGCUCAGAAUUUAUUCUUCUGGGGUUAUCAGAAGAACCAGAAAUGCAGCCCCUCAUUUUUUGGCUUUUCCUCUCCAUGUACCUCAUCACCGUGUUGGGGAACCUGCUCAUCAUCCUGGCCUUCAGAUCAGACUCCCGCCUCCACACCCCCAUGUAUUUCUUCGUCUCCAACCUGUCCUUUGUAGACAUCUGCUUCACCUCAACCACCAUCCCAAAGAUGCUGGUCAACAUCCAGACUCAGAGCAAAGCCAUAACCUUUGAAGGCUGCAUCGCCCAGAUGUAUUUCUUCAUUCUCUUUGUAGGUUUGGAUGACUUCCUCCUGACCGUGAUGGCCUAUGACCGCUUCGUGGCCAUCUGCCAUCCCCUGCACUACACGGUCAUCAUGAACCCCCGGCUCUGUGGGCUGCUGGUCCUGAUGUCCUGGAGCAUCGGUGCCUUGAAUCCCUUAUUACAAAGUUUAAUGGUGUUGCGACUGUCCUUCUGUUCAAACAUGGAAAUUGCCCAUUUUUUCUGUGAAAUCAACCAAGUUCUGCAGUGUUCCUGUUCUGACACUUUUCUUAGUGACUUGGUGAUGUAUUUUGUAACAGUGUUUCUGGCUGGAGGGCCCCUCGUUGGGAUCCUUUACUCUUACUCUAAAAUAGUUUCCUCCAUACGUAGAAUCUCUUCGGCUCGGGGGAAGCACAAAGCCUUUUCCACCUGUGCCUCUCACCUCUCAGUCGUCUCCCUGUUUUACGGUUCUGGCUUUGGAGUGUAUCUCAGCUCUGCUAUUCCUCACAGUUCACGCUCAAGUGCAAUCGCCUCGGUGAUGUACACCGUGGUCACACCGAUGCUGAACCCCUUCAUCUACAGUCUGAGGAACAAAGACAUAAAGGGAGCACUGAAAAAAAUCUUUAGGGUUGCUGCUAUAUUACAAAAAUUUUCUGGAGGCAGAAGAAGUGCUUGUAAACACAGGACUGAGUCUUAG